Molecule: messenger RNA, 586 nt
Organism: Blepharisma stoltei
Lineage: Eukaryota; Ciliophora; Heterotrichea; Heterotrichida; Blepharismidae
Source: the annotation of a GenBank genome assembly
AUGAUCAUUGGUGAAGUCUAUUCAAACACAUUUUCCUUUCAAGAAGCUACAUUCAGCAGCUCUCAUUAUAUUUCAGAUUGCGAACUGUUGCACGGCCACGAGUAUCAUUUAUCAAUAUCAUUGGAAUGAUGUGGACCUUGCAAUUUUUUACCUAUAAACAAAGACUACAUUAGAACUUUACUAUUAGAAAUUUGCAGUAGCUUUGAUAAAAAAAUUAUGAUUCCAGAGCACUCAAAAGAGUUCCCUUUUGAAGAUCUAGAUGGCCACUUCAGAGUAAAUUUCAGAAGUAUUCAUUUUGAAUUCCCUAACUCCUACAAUUAAUUUAUUGCCAAAUUUUGAAAAAAGAAUAAAAUUAUAAAGAAUAAAUAGUUUUUAUAAUUUGAGAACUAAGAGAAAUUGCAUAGUCUUGCCUAUCUCAAACACAACCUGUGAAGAGCUGUCAAAGUAUAUAAAUUCUUUAAUAUUAGAGAAACUUUCUCUGGGAUUUAAAUGCAGUAUAAGUAUACAAAACCUUAAAGUAUCUUUAUCAGAACUUUAUCAGCAGCAAGAAGGUUCAACUAACGUAUGCUUUGGAGGGUCCAAUUAA